UCAGCUUGUUUCCGCCGCCCCAAAGCGUACGCGUACAUACCCUGUUGGACCACACCUGCAUAUUUCCUGACAAACAGUGCAGAGUUCUACAUUCAUUGAAGCCUUUCGGGUUUGUUUGAAUCCAAAGGCGGACCAUAUUCUGACCUGACGUAGGAGGUCAACAGCAGGCAAAAUUGGUCAAAUCAAGUACACUGGUCAACUGUCAACACAUUCAGUCAAGUCGCUGCAACAGGUGUCACCAAAGAAACAGUGUCCCUGAAUAGACUUUCCUAGCUCACCCUCUUGCAUUAGGAGACAAGUGUCAAAGGGUCUAUGCCAAACUCAGUGUUUGGUUUACUGAUAACAUCUGUUGGCUAAAUUGUUUUUAUUUGAAUCUCAUUUUUUUUCCUGACAGACGGAGAUCUCAAAGACAGAUUUUUUUUAGCAAGGACUUUGUCUUUGCAAGGUCAAUUUGUUGACACCUGAAAUGCUGGCCUGUUGAAAUUCAGAAAUUUCUUUUUGCUGAUUCAUUUAACCCUUCUUUUUUCUUGAAUUUGAACAAUUCUUAGGCAGAGAGGUUAACCAAAAUCCUGCACUUUCAUCUUGAGUUACAUCACAUUUAUUUUGGCACUCAGGUAUGAUUUUACUUUUUUAGGACCUUUGGAGAUUACUUCAUUUGCUUAAAGAAGAGAGAUGCCAUACUGUCUUUCUCAUUAGCACCACAUUUGUUUUCUUGCUUAUGAGAGACCAUUCAGUUUUUGCAAAACCCAUUGAUUGCAGCCUGAACUGUGUCGUUUGGACAUUGAGGAACAGCUGGUAAACUGUAAAGCACCAAAAUUACACCUGUUUGGGAAAUAUACUAAAUAUGACUGAAGAAAGGGGUUCUCCAACUGCUGAAAGAUUGCAGAACAUUGACUUGUCAACAGCUCAGUUAGGCCUCCGGGGAAACAUCAUGGAUGCCACAGAUGGUUCAAGCCAUCAAACAACAACAUCUGAUGAUGGAAAUAUUGUACAUUUAGUAUAUGUAAGGAGUGAAGCGAGGGUGGUUGACAAUGAAUCAGUCAGUACUGAUGGAGAUACUCCUAUAGAUGAGAGAGUUCUUGAUAGCCCUUGUCACCUUAGACAGCCUACCAAUACUCAUAUGGUACAACUACAGGCACCCACUGAAGAGCAACAGGUAUUGCUUGUACAUGUAACUGGAAAUGCUACAGAAACCAAUGAAACUGGGUUAAACCCUCGUGGGACAAGUGAUAAAGAGGACUCAAAAUCUCAUGAGCAGGAAUCGAAUAAUCAACACCAAAAUCCCAGUCAGUCAAGUAUCAAUACAAGGAUAGAAGGGCUACUGGCCUCAAGAACAUUGACCUUGAUGGCCAUAAUAACUAACUUGAGAAGUGAAAUUCGGUCUAUGUUCGAGCAGAUUGGAACACUUUCAAUCGCAGUGUUCCAUCCAUUAGUGGUCGCUAUCAUACAGAAAAGCAAUUCACUACAAGAAAGGUACACCCAUGUGGACUUCGCUACACUUCUUCGAGACAACUGCACACAGAGACCACAGAAAGUCCUGGACCUCCUUGCCGCAGUGACAAUAUUGGAGAAAUAUGCACGAAAUCUCCUCAAACCUGUCAGACCUGCAUUUUGGAGGAUUGUGAAAUUUUCCAAUGGUAUUUUCAAGACAAAAGUAGAUAUCAUUCAGGGCUCAAGGCCAGUUCUACAGAAGCUAGGCUAUACCAUCUGUGCACAGGAUGGACUGGCCUUCCCCGACGACCAGCCAGAACCAGAUGUGGUCAGAGUGGUGGAGAUCGCAGCAGACCUGAUUCAGGCACGACUAGAACUGGAAAUGAUCAUAUGCGGCACGCAUCCAGAACCAGACACGAUGUAUAUAUUCAUUCCAAGGGAAAUAUUUCAGCAGGCUGAACAACUCGCUAAAGAACAGUACUAUCAAAGGCAGAGAGAACAGGCUAGCCUGGCUUACUCUGUGGAAUCAAAAGCUCCAGAACUUCAAGUCACUGCAGAGACAGAGUCUAGUGCAGCUUCCCCUGGGUUUUCUAAAGACCAGCUGCUGCAGAGUGCACCACUGGCAGAACAGCAAAUGCAACUACAAAGCCAGGAACAACAGCUUGCUGUGGCCCCUGCAAUAGCGGCUGAAGUCAUGUACUGUAAAGUGUGUGAAGAACCAGCCUCAGAGUAUUGCAGAAGUUGUGAAGCGGCCUACUGCCCUACUUGCGAUGCUCAGCUUCACAAGCACAAGACCAGAAGGUCCCAUGUCCGAGUACCCAUUGACAAGAUGCACGAACCGCCGGGCGAACAGGAGUCACAAGUACCAGUAAACCAGCAUCGGUCCCUGCCAUUACGGUCAAGUCCAUCACAGAUAUCCCCUGACAAGGUGGCUACAGUGACUCCUAAUGUACUGUCGGGCGUAUCCCUUGGUGGACAGCCCUUGGAUGUGGCAUCUGGUGUUAAACCCAGUCAGUCUCUGAGUCCACAGCCUGCUAGGGCAGCGGCUAUCACACCUGUAGCAGCACCACAAGCCCAUGCAGGCCCUCAGAUACCAGAUCUCAGCAGAAGGGUGAUGAAGUUUGAGAUCGAGAUUGCGAAGUACAGAGUUGGGAUCGAAGAAAUAAACGAGAGGCAGAGCAAGUUCUCAGAGGCGACUCCCGAGUUUGUGGAGUUAGAGAAGAAGAGGCAAAAUCUGCUGAAGCAAAAAGCGAUGGUUGAGGAAGCCCUGAGACAACUCACUGGUACAGAAAGGAGAAUGGAGAGACAGCAACAACAACAGCAACAGCAACAAGCAUACAUGGGCCAGUCCCAGAGAGCUGAUGCACAACAUGGAGCAAUGCCCACAGCCUUGCCUCAAGGAACAUAUCAGGCUGUGAACUUUGCUCAAGGUCAAGGUCAUUUUGUCCAGCCUCAAGGUCAACAUCCUCACCCCCAACAGCAGCAGUGGCAGAACUUUGCUGGCCCUCAGAACAUGGCAGCAAUGUGGGGACAACAGCAGGCUCCCAUAAGGCAACCAUACACGCUACAAUACAGACAUCCACCACAGGAGUUUGAAGCCCCAUCUAGGCCGCAGAUGUCUUUCUCUGAAAUCACUUGCACUCGCUGUAGACACUCCAAUCCGAUUGUCAACAUCACCUGUGGGGUCUGCAAUGCCAAGCUGCCUUUGAUUGACAGCAGACUGAUGCAGCACGACUCCAGGUUCUUACCCGAGCCAAGACCAUCCAUGAGGGAGCUUGGCUUACCAGAAGUGCUGAAGCCACCCCCUUCCAUGGAAUGGAAGCCUUCACAGAGUCCCAAGGUCCCAGCAACAGCAGCAGCUAGUCAGAAGUCUGAGCAAAGACCCUACAGAGCUGAUGCUGUGCCCUUUCAGAAGGCAGAAGAUAUCAUAAGGAGACCUCCCGUGGAACAGCCUACAGCAGGGUUGGGACAGGCCAAUAUUGGACAGACUGCUGCAGCUAGUAAUAAGGAAUCCCACAGCCAGGGGCAGAAUGCUGAAUCUCUUACAGCCAAGUCACAAGUCAUCAAACCAGCAUCACCACCAUUGGUAUCAUCUCAGAGCUCUGCUGCAAAGCCUCUUUCACCCAGCAAGUCAAAAGGGUACACCCAGAAAUGGCACUGUGAGGCAUGCACAUUUAUCAAUGAGCGAGAUACCAGGAUUUGUGCCAUGUGCAACAAGACGAGUGACAACCCACAGUUCAUAAAAGGGACAGAAGAACAGAUACAGGAUGUGUCAGUCACUGGAGAGGCUAUCACAAAUGUAGAAGAAUCUCUAUCACAGCUGAAUCUGGAGAGAGGUGUACCUGGGAAGAGGCCAGAGACGAUGGGUGGUGACUUGACACCAGUGGAUACACCUGCGAUGUUGCCUGGAAAAGCUGAAUCUAGAGUUCCUGGUGGGACUAUCUCUGAGAUCCAGGAUCAGAUUUGGAGGGAGAAGCAGCUUGCUAAGAAGGAGGAUGAGGAGCGUCAGAGAGCGUCCCUGUCCCCUGCACCACUCAUGUCCAGACCACCAGACACUGCAGCACAGGGGGUCACUGACAUACCUGACUCACCCAUGGCUGAAAGACAGCCAGACCUGUCAUCUUUGGGUCAGCAAGGAGAGGUGGAAAGGAGACCCAUGAACAUCCGGGAACUACAGGAAAGGAAAAGACAAGAAGACAUGAGGACAGAGGGACUACAGAUGAUCAAAUGGUUCAGGGCAGCAGAGAAUGCAGGGUUUCUCCCAGAAGAGGUGCAAGCAGCUCUGCUCCACUGUGAAAACGGCGACCCUGUACAGUGGCUAAAGGAGAACUGGCAGGGACUCGUGGCCAGCAUUGCAACACAAGCGACAGAGGAAUCAAAGAAAUUGAAGACAAACAUAGUCGGAGUCAUCACCACACAGGAAGCAGCGGAAGCUCUCAGGAAACAGGAAGGAGACAUUGCCAAAUCUAUCAAGGAGUGCAUCGACUGCAGACGGAAAAAGUUCAUCUAUGUGAUGGAGUUCCAGGAGUUUGAGCAGGAUCAGGUGCUGGCGGCUCUACAGGAGAAAUGUGGUGACGCGGAGAAGGCCAUCCAGGCCAUACAACUGGAACAACUGAGACCAUUCGAGGAGCACAUCUGGAAAGAGGACGAAAACCGCAACCGAGUCGAGUUGAAGCCAGGGGACUUUGAGAGAAAUGUAAGAAUGCUGUUAUGUCAGUUCAACCUCCCAUCUUGGGGCAGGGCUGAACAGGCAGUGAAGUUGAUUGAGAGUGGAGAGUACGAUGAGUAUGACUUUGAGGACAUCAUCGAGGCUGUGAGAUCCUGCCAGGGUCUGGAGUCCUGUAAGAAGUACCUACAACACGAGUGUCAGGUCUGCACGGACGUGCUGCCACAACAUAAGCUGCUGGUACUGACCCACUGUAGCUGUGAAGUCUGUGUGUCCUGUAUGAAACAGUACUUCACCAUCACCAUCAGGGACAAGAACAUCAAGGACAUGGUCUGUCCUGUCUGUAGUCAACCUGACCUCGACGAUGAUGAAGAUGCAGAAUCUGAGUUCUUCAACCUCCUUGACAUAAUGCUGAAGUCAAUCUUGGAAGCACCAGUCCAUGGACUCUUCCAGCAGAAAUUGCGAGAUAGGACACUGAUGAAACUUCCUAACUUCAGAUGGUGCUCACAGUGCUCAUCAGGGAUGAUCAAUGAUCAACCAGAUAGGAGGCUGAAAAUGGUGUGUGCGGAUUGUGGAUUUAUAACCUGUUACAAGUGCAAGAAGCCUUGGGAAGACCAACAUGAGAACAUAUCAUGUGAGCAGUUCCAGGCCUGGAAGGAACUAAAUGAUCCCCAGUUCCAAGCUGCUGGAUUAGCUGCUAUAUUGAAUGAAAGUGGCAUUGACUGUCCCAACUGCAAGUUCCGGUAUGCUCUGGCUAAAGGAGGUUGCAUGCACUUUCAGUGCGUCCAAUGUAAACAUGAGUUCUGUUCUGGAUGCUACAACACCUUCAGACAUAACUGCACAAGGUUUGCCUCCUGUGCACGUAAAGGCCUCCACGCUCACCACCCAAGAGACUGUCUGUUUUACAUGAGAGACAGAGACCCAGCACAGUUACAGCAACUGCUGAAUGAUAACGAUGUGGAGUUUGACACAGACCCGCCCCCUGCCUCACAACAAGCUGAGAAUGCUGAAAAUCCACCAGUUGGUGGAAAUCGGUGCCAAGUCAUGGAGCAAAAGGAAACCAAUGACGGCCUACGAGAUGACCACUGCGGCCGAGAGGCCCCCCCUGGGUAUGCAGGACUCUGCAGACUCCACUACAAUGAGUACCUUGUUGGACUGAUAAACACCCACAAGAUAGACCCUGUAGUAAUCAUGGACACUGAUGAGCUCAGAGCUCUUCUUCUGAGAGAAGAACGACAGGUGCCCCAACCACAGAGGAGGGAGGGGGAGAGGGCCUUCUGGCAGAGACUGGUUCAGGAGGUGAAGGAGAAGUUGCCCCUACCGUCCCACACCUAAACGGCUGUGACGAUUGGGGGGCAAAGUCCGACUGCCACCUCCCUGUGGUGCCUCCUGGGUAAUGCCAACGGCAGUGGCAAUGUAUUUACUGACGUUGAUCACUAUAAACCCUUGGAAAAUCAGUUGGACCGAGCCGAAGAAGACAAUCUAUCAGAAAUGGAUCAAUAAUUUCCAUAUGUGAAUAUUAGCAUUUACUGAAACGCUUCAAGUCAAGGAACCCUUAUGAACUGAUAAGGGAGCUAAGUUGACUACUUUCUUCACCAACAAUAUUGCUUAGAGCACAUGUAUGGAUGAACAAAAUAUAUGAAUUAAACACUGGAUUAUGAAGACUUUCUCCUUCCUUCAAAACCUGCAGUGAAGAGACAUUCUGCAGUUAUCCAGGACUCACAAGGAUUUGUCAUUAGUAGAUGGGAGACGAUUGACAAGACAUUGCCCAUCUUAAGGAAACAUAUGUCAUGCACCAUUGGGAGAUGAGUUACUAGACACUGGGUUGUGAAAGGACUUUCUCCUUCCUUCAAAACCUGCAAUGACGAGACAUUCUGCAGUUAUCCAGGAAGGUUUGUCAUCAGACUCACAAGGAUUCGUCAUCAGUAGAUGGGAGAUGAUUGACAAGAUAUCGCCCAUCUUGAGGAAACAUGUCAUGCACCAUUGGAAGAUGAGAGUUUUGUGCAUUGCUCAAUGAAGCUCAACUGGUGACAAGAUUCUAUGGAUUCUUUCAACAGAUGUCUGAAAGAGUUGAGCAAAUUGUUCAUUGAUGCUGAGAAGGCUCAUCAGGAUUGGUGGAUUCCUCAGACCAGUGGAUGACUGAAAGCCUCACUGUGCAUCAUGCGUUGUUUACCUGAUGAUGACCAAAAGAACUGAACAGCACUUUAACCACAAUAAAAAAUACACAAAAAAUGUAGCUGUGUACUUAAGUAUUAUUAUGUGUGAAAAGUGACAACCAAAUAGAUAGUGUUUAUAUGUAAUGACUUUAUUGUAUUGCUGAAUGUUGAACUGGAGAUGGGGGGAAAACACUGAAAAAAAGUUAAAAAUGGACAAUAUGCCAAAAAAAAGUAGAAAUGUGUAGAAAUUUACUCUUUAUAACCUCUUUGUUGUUGUUGUAGCUGUUGUUGUUUCACACCUCAAGUUACUGUAAAUGUUAUUAAGGGAAUACAUACAUGUAUAUACCAGUGUAAAUGUAGUAUGAAAGAACACUAAAUAUAAACAUUUAGAAGAAGUUUGAAAAACGGUAAAAAAAAUAAUAGUUACUACAGCUGAUUCAACUUUGUUUAAAAGAGUUUUUUGGGGCACUGUACACUACUGUUAACUGCCCAUAUUCUGUUCCAACAGUUUAUUAUGACUCAUAAGGAUUCAUGUUUAGUACUGAUUGUAUUUCAAAGUUGGUAGAAGUUUACAUUUCACAAGUUACUAUUGUCAAACUGAGAGGGUGUACAUAUAUGUUAGCUUCUGAGCAUUUACUAAAAAGAAUGGUGCUGUUUAUGUACCAGCAUGUACAUGUAUGUGGAAAGUUAGAAAAAAAGACUUAAACCCAACGUGUGCAUUAAUGAAGCUAUUGUAUGUCAUAGUUAACAUUAGUAUGAUGAUCAUAACAUCUAUGAAGGUUAGACAACCAGGAAAUGAGAUACACAAGAAAAAAUUUUGUCAUUCAAGCAACUGGAUAGAUUUUGAAUCAGAUGUUUCAAGCAGCAUCCGCUACUUUUCAUCAGUGAUCAUGAUCAUUUUAUUACAUUGUAUUUUCAUAUUCCUGCCCAGGAUCGGGUCUGGAAAGGCAAUGUGUAGCCAUGAAUAUUUAGAAUAUAAACAUUCAAAACAUGACGAUAUACAGCAGAUGAAAGUAUUAUGUAGCGCAUGGGACUAACUUCGUGAAACUUGUGCAUGUAAAUUAUUUUUUGGUUUAAAAUAUCUAUUUUGUUAUAUGUUGUAUAUAUAUACAUAUUAUAUACAUUAGACUCGUAGUUUGUUAAUGUAUGAAUCAUAUAAAAGCCCGAAAAUACAUUCGUGUGAUGUUAUUUUUCUAAUAGAUCUAGAUCCACUGUCGCAAAAGCCUGCUGUCGCUUACAAACGUCGCUGGGAGGCGCUGUAUCACCUGCCAGGGCGUAGUCGGUUCGGUCUCCAAGCAUAUACUAGUGGUUUGGGUGGCUACAAUAUAGUAUCAAGUUGUCCAACGGUUUCAGGCAGCCAAUGUAGGCUCCUUUUGCCCAGCAGAAUCUCCUU
Messenger RNA from Branchiostoma belcheri (Belcher's lancelet), 8146 nucleotides. RefSeq names its product E3 ubiquitin-protein ligase RNF31-like. Gene Ontology annotation, biological process: protein linear polyubiquitination. The coding region runs from base 845 to 5932 and encodes 1695 amino acids. The transcript is spliced from 21 exons. The record is from RefSeq and is a predicted model, not a curated record. Gene Ontology annotation, cellular component: LUBAC complex. Lineage: Eukaryota; Metazoa; Chordata; Leptocardii; Amphioxiformes; Branchiostomatidae. Gene Ontology annotation, molecular function: K48-linked polyubiquitin modification-dependent protein binding; ubiquitin protein ligase activity; zinc ion binding.